GAAUAUUUCCAUUUCUGUCAACAUCUUGGAAUGGCUGCAGUGUCAUUAGUAUAUCGUGAUAUGAAUUUAUUGGAGAAUCAAAUUCCACUCUGGGUUAUUAAGCUCUUGAUUAAUUUAAUAUACGGAGAAGGAUCCAUGUUACUUUGUAAUUUCUUAAGUUCCAUGAUUUUGGAGAAUACCAGUCUAACAAGAAUUCCUGGAGAAGAUAAAAAGCAACCACUUCACCUUCUAGAUGCUUAUCAUCGACUACUUGCCCAAGAAUGGGAUACAGCAGGAAAAAUACUCGUCCAGCCUGUUAAAAAAAGUCAAUGGCGGUCGUGGAAGAAAGAGAAUCGAAAGGAAUUUGGGAAAUGCAAUCGUCAAUUUCGUUCAAUCACCGAUCUCAAAGCAAAAGAUGUGAAGGAACUGCGAGAAAAGAAGAUACUCUUUAGCACCCUCGACAGUGAUGAACAAGUUGUUGAAGUAAUCAAAGAGAUUGAUACUUCCGGACUUGACAAUUACUAUAUUUUUGAUGAUGUGAAGAUGAGAAUCGAGAAGCACUGCAGUAGCAAGGCAAAAACAUGGAUUGCUGAAUUAAUUCAUACUUAUUUUCGCAAUCCGUGGACUUUCAUUGCCUUACUCGCUGCCACUUUUCUUCUUUGCUUAACUUUUCUCCAGACCUAUUACACAGUGAAUCCUAAGUAAAGGUGUGUGGCAAAUUCUGUUCUUCAAGUUUUAGUCGAGAUAUGUUUCGAUUCUUCCAAAAAAGAUAGGUUUGAUGCUUUUGUAUUUAUUGUAUUAACCUAUGUUUGUAUUAUAGGAAUUCAAAUCUAUAAAAGUAGUAUUAUAACAAA
Molecule: messenger RNA, 833 nt
Organism: Olea europaea var. sylvestris
Lineage: Eukaryota; Viridiplantae; Streptophyta; Magnoliopsida; Lamiales; Oleaceae
Exons: 2
Coding region: 31-684 (217 amino acids)
Source: RefSeq, a predicted model, not a curated record